Lachancea mirantina is the source of this 3264-nucleotide messenger RNA. The record is from the annotation of a GenBank genome assembly. Lineage: Eukaryota; Fungi; Ascomycota; Saccharomycetes; Saccharomycetales; Saccharomycetaceae.
AUGGGGUUUCAGGACAAACCAUUACAGGGCCAUGCACAGUCUGCAGGGCAGGCGCGCGGUGACAACUAUGCAGAGCUUUCGAGGCCAGUUCGCAGACCCGACUACGGCAUGGGCCCUCUCCCAUCGUAUAUGCCUCCCCACAGUGCCCCCGGCGCCCCCGGUGUUGGCUGGCCCUAUGUCAACCAUGGCCAAUGGAGAGAAUUGCCAACUGAAGGACCUCAUGUGGGUGCAGGAAACUCCAGGGGCAACCCUAGAGGGAACCCUCUUACUGGACCAGCUGCAAACGUGAACUAUAAUAUACCUCCAGGUGGGAGCGGCCCACAUUUUGGUGGUGCAAGUGCAAACUUCCACGGCGGGAUACCGAGCACAACAAUGGGACCCAUGUCCCAGAAUUUACACAACGCCGGGUUUCUACCACCGGCAACCGACUCAUACGCCACCGCGAAGGAACGGAAACGGAAAUCUGCGUCUGUCAAAGAGGCUGCAAGUGUUGAUUCCAAGGCGCUGAAACAACCGAAAAAGAUAUCGUGCACGCCUUGCAGAACACGUAAGAUCAAAUGCGAUGGCGUCAAACCUAUCUGCGGCUCCUGUAGUAAAAAAGGUCUUACCCCUGAACUCUGCAUCUACGAUAAUUCGCCUUGGGUGAGUACCGUGGUAAAGGAAAAACAGUUAACCGCCCAGAUACAAGAGUUGAAAGAUCAGAAUGAGACCCUGUCGCGUGAGAUGCAGGCCAUUACAAGCGCGAAAAUUCAAUUGCAAGAAGAGAACGUAAAACUGCGGGCGGCUCUUCAGAAAAGUGACAACUCUGAUGAACCUGAUUCCUUUUCAGCAGAGAGUGCCACGGCCGGUGAUCUCGCGUCAAGCUUCCCUUGUAAGGAGAAAUUCAAUGUAUUGCAGAAAUUUGACGCAAGCAGUGGUUUUGAAGCGACAGUUCAUAAGCUGGUAGGUCCUACGAGCUGGAGAGCCGCUUUAUCAGUUGACAAAAAAAUGCGGUAUAUCUUUGAUCAAAUUUCUAAAUCUGUCGAGGUUAAUAUGCAGCAGGCCCAAAAUGGCGAAGUUAUUGCACUAGCUAAUCGAAAUGAGGUCGUGAUACCGAGCAAAUCGGGCUUGCUAUUGAAUGUCAUCAAGGACCGAGAUGGUCCCACUGAGGCUCAUCGUGAAUUGGUGUCUCGUAUAUGUCAAAAGUUGCCCAGUCCGAUUGCGAUGCGAUUGCAUAUUGAGAAUUUUUUUUGUGGGAUAGCUUGCCAACUGUGUCCAGGUUCGAUGCUCAAAAGUGAAAUUCUUGGCGACUCCAAAGAAAUUUUUGGAAUCGAUUUGCUUGACCCACUUUUGGAAAGUUACGGCCAGACCAAGACUUAUGAGGUGCUAGAUGUUGACAAUGAGCUCGCAUACUGCAAAGCUGCGCGAAUGUUGAUGAUUGUCAAGAUGUCGCUUCUAUUUGGCUUGAAUAAAUUUCGACACUCGUCAGAUGCUCAGAAUUUGACUGCGCGUUUCCCGUUUUUGUCCAGCAGUACCGCGAUCAAAAAAUGUUUUGCGUCCUACAAAGACAGUGCAGAUGAUUACAAUCUGCUCACAAUAACAAACGUGUUCCUAUUCUUGGGAAAGGCACGAACAGUUCCUAAUCUACCUGCUAUUAAUGCCUUGCUUUUGUUGUAUCUGUACAGCCUUUACGGUCCAAAUUUCAGCAAUGAGCAUUUUAACGAUGCAAGUUCUUCCGUAUUAGGCCUGGCAUGCCAUAUGGCCAUUCAGCUUGGAUUUCACAAAGACAUUGAUCUGCUAUACAAAGAUGGAUCGGACGAGCUCAGGUCAAAGCUUAAGUCAACUAGGCUCAUAUUACUGGGAUACGAUGGCAGGCGAAGCCUGGUCACUGGCCUGCCGUUGCUUAUAAAUGAAUCUUACUUGAGCUCUUAUUCAACUGAUCCAAAUUUAUCACCUGAAAACCCAAGUCUUGCGGACAAGGAAAAAGCACUUAUCGCCGAAAGCGUCGGUCUCAGCAGAAAAAUCAUGGACGAAAUAUCUGGGAGAGAUAAUGAGACCAGACUCAAUUUGAAAUUGCAAAUAAACAGAUUGGCUCAGCAUCAGAAAAAGUUUUCACUCUCAAGUCUAAGUGAGCAUUUAAGAAUUUUGAAUAAGGAUCGUUUGAGUGAAGGGGAUAUUUAUUACCAUUUGCGACAAAUCAAAAAUUUCCUCCACAUUUAUGCGCUGCAACAGUCCAUGCAUUUGAUGAUCUACUUGACUUAUGACUGUUGUGGCGGUGUGGCUAAUGCAGAACAUAAGCUCACUUACUACCUUCGGACUGUUCGUCUGUCUGUUUUGUUACUUCUUUCCGUUGUUGAGGUUGGGAAAACAACUUCUAAAAUUUGCCGUGUCUACAAUUUGAACAUGGGCCGGCUGUACUAUAUCAUUCCUGCCAUGAAAGAAUGUGAAAUCCGUGCCCUCCUCUUCAUGCUUUCCAUUACCUUGAAGGACUUAUAUCACUUGAAGAAUCACCAUCACGACAACACCCGUCCCAAAUCUGACGAUAGCUAUAACGGACUUACAGCGUUCCACUUGACACUUGAACAACUGGAAGCUCACUGUCUUCGAGAAGAUACGGAUUCGCUUGAUAUUAUACGUCUCAUUUUUUCGAAAGAACAUACGUUCUCGACUUUAAAAUUUCUUUCCGCUUGCUUGGAAUCUAUCUGGAGCUGCGAUCGGGAGGUAACAGAGGCCAAUUCCGAAUAUUCAAUGGGACUAAAAGUUACGCAUACCAUGUUUAUGACUUUUGUCCAAGUUUUGCAGGACUUUCAGCUGAGCUCCGAAAGGGAAACAAUACCGAGAAUCUCUCGGGAUCGUGAAGAUACUUGUGCAGAGUGUUCUAAGGAGGAAACUGGAAAGCAGAAAGAAAGCAAGGACUGCAGAACGGGAUCAGCGGAUGUGGUCUUGAAAUCUGAGGCCGGCGAUCCUCCUAGCCAUCGAAGCUCUCCGCUUGUUUCUUCCCUAAGCGAACCCCCAAUUGUGUCAGUUAAAUUGGGCCCGGUGCGAGAUUUGACAUCUGGUGGCCAUGUGCCCAUGCCGCCAGAGUCCCCGCCUGCAUUUCACUUUCAAAAUGAGAACGACGGUUCUCUUGAAAGAUUACCACCGAAUUCCUUGAUUCCUGAUGACUCGGAAAAGUUUAUUGGAUCUGCUUUCAGUCCAGCAGAUUUUCUGUUCGAUCAGGUCGACAAUCUCCUCACUCUUGAUAGCGAAACUUUCGAUCUGAAGUUCAAAAACGAUUUGAACUGA